GCAGCACCACUACCACCAGCAGCAGCAGCAGCACCACCAGCAGCUAAACGUGAGAUCGCUGCAAAGUAUCUAUCGAGGCAGAAUCGGUCCGUGCAUUGCGUCGCCUCCCACGGCUUUAAAGCUGAGAAGAGGAUCAUCAAAAUGAGCAUAAAUAGGAAUUUGAACCAUACUUCGCACAGGCACUGUGAAACGUGUUUCAAUCGUUACUGCAGGAAGUCCUUUGAGCAUGCCGUUUCUUGUUUGGUUGUUGAUUGUUCCUCCAAAUGUGGUGCCACAUUUCACCUCUGUAAGGAGGAAGAACACAAGCUGCUGUGUCCGCGGGAACAUGUCCCAUGUCUGAACUCAGCCUAUGGCUGCCCUUUCUUCAUGGCCCGCUCCAAACUCGGUAAACACCUACACAUUUGUCCCGCCAGUGUUGUGGCGUGCUCCAUGGAAUGGAAUCGAUGGCCGGUCAGUGAAAGUCACAAAACUCUACAAAAGAACAUCCUUAAAGAGCCAACAAAUUUAGAGAAUUUAGCCACAGCCAUGGCCAUGAGGGAUCAAAGGAUACUCUUUAACUCGAUAAAGAUGGCUGAACUCUUCCCAGAGAUGACGGAGAGAGAUGAAGAGAAUGACUUAGAUUUGAGUGAAGUUGGGGCUGUGGGGGGCCAGUCAGGGGCUUCAGCACUGGACCCCCAUCUACUUGAAACAGGAACACAGGAAUCCGAUGAAGAUAAGGAAGAGGUAGUGGAUCUCACUGAUGAAGAACGCAAAGCUCUUGCGAAGGACAAGAGUGUUGUUUGCAAUGAUUUAAAUAGGUACGAUGUUUGGGAGAAGAUUUUCAGCAAAGAAAAAAGAAGUUGUAAAAUUACUGAAGCUAAUUCUUUGAAGGUUAAAACUAAGCAACCAUCAAGUAGUACUGAUAAUAAGAAGGAACGGUGUGAAAAUAAAAGCAAUUCACCGGACCUUCCUUCGCUUGUGAAAGCUGAAAGAAAAGGUGGUGCGCCUUGGAACGAAGGAGUUCUGGACAGGCUAAGCAGUCAGCUGGAUAGCAGAAGCUUCACUAUGUACUUGUUACAUCAUGGUCGCAUGCUGAUCCGAUUUGGGCAAAUGAGUGCGUGCACACCAAAAGAAAAAGAUUUUGUGUACGGGAAUCUGGAGCCCCAGAUUGUUAGAACCGUCAAUACUUUCAAGGUUCCCAUCAGCUAUCAUACCAAGCGUAAUCAGAUGUUAGGUGUAAUGAAGCGCAAAGUGGAGAACAAAGCUGUGGAUACUUCUGACUUGGAAACAGAAAUGCAACAAAAUGAUGAAGUUAGUGUUUCGAUGCUUUGUUCUUUAGAAGGAAUGUUAAAAGGCCAUAUAAUAUCAGAAACAAAGGCCACUGAUGGAUGCUUUGUUGACAUUGGGACCCAAGCUUACUCUUUCCCCUCUGCUCCCUUCAGGCAGGAUGUGGUUUUAGCUGACGUAGCAGCAGAAAGAAGUUCAUCUCUGCAUCUGGAACUACAGACAGAGUGUAUAACACGGAGAUAUAACAGAUUGAGUUCUACUUUCAAAUUUACAUGCCAGCAAUUUUUCAGGCGGGAUGAAUUUUCAUCUCAUUUCAAGAAUGUGCACACCGACAUUCAGUCCAGUCUGAACGGAUGGAUGGAACAGAGAUGUCCUCUGGCUUAUCUUGGCUGUCCCUACUCACAGCAGAGAUUCUGCCCCUCCAGGCCGAAAGCAAAAGUGGUGUACAACCAUGACCAGAGCACAUUUGCCAUCAGACCGUACAUCUCUCCAGUUCUGCAUCGCAGCUGUGAAGAAAAACUCAAUGUUUCAAAAAGAAGCAAGAAAAUGGAUGCCUUAAGUAGCCUUCCAUCUGAGAUAGUGAGGCACAUUGCGUGCUUCCUAGAUAGCUAUAGCCUCUCCCAGUUCUCCCAGGUAUCUGUGCUGAUGAAUGAUGUCUGCACAACUCUACUGUCACAGCGUGGCAUGGUCUCUCUCGUUUGGGAAAAGAAGAGUUACUCAGCAGGGAGCUUUUCUUGGAGAGCUCGAAAAAGGAGGUGGCAGUUUAGCUCUGUCUUCUCAACCAUAGACCACUGGAGGUUUGCUGACAUCCCCAGCAUGGGAGAGCAUCUGAAAUCCUGUUUGUACUACAUGACUGAAUGUAGGUCAACGCCUGUCCCUCUGACCAGUAUGUGCAUGACUGAGGGGCAAAAACAAGAGAAAAACACCUUGGUUGAAACACUUAAGAGAAAAAAAAUAUCAAGACUCUCCAGUUUAACUAUAUGAAAUAGUUUACUCCAGUUUGUUGGUAUUUCAUACAAUGCCAUUACAAAUUGAAUAACCCAUACAUGGUGAGUAUGUAGUAUGCAAAUCACGUAACUUCAUUAACCUAAAAGCUUCCUGUUUUAUGUAUUUUGUAACAGAAGACAAGGUACCUGAGAGGGGGCUGAUUACAUUGUGGCUUGAAACAUGUUAGCCUCUUACCAGUAGUUCUUGUGAUCAGUUGUCGAGGUGCAUUGGAAUCUUUUACAUACACCAAGUCAGAAUGGAUAAAACACAUUGGUCAAGGUACCAAAGGCUGCUGGUGUCUGUGGAAUUGUACCCUGGCGAGAGAAAGUAUUUUUUCAUUCACCAACUGCUGCCUUGUUUAAGUGUAACUUUUAAGUCAUUAAGUUUUGGUUUAAAAAUCUGGGACUUCAGUGUGCUGAAAUCCAAUCCUUCCUCCUUGCAGACCAUGAAUGCUAACUCCUUGGUAUGGUGUUGUAAUAGAGGAUGCGAAAGGAUAAAAAUUUACCAUUACUAGCUUUGCUAGUCCAAGCCCUCCACUAACAAUCCUGCAAUGAUGAAAUUUCAUUCAAUCAUAGUGAUGAUCUUUUUAUUAUAAAAGGGCUUUUAAAGGAUGUCAGAAUAAAGCAAUUUUGAAUGAACAUAUGGUCCGUACAAUAUAUUGUCAAAGUAACCAGUGAAGAGAAGUGUGACAAAUUGACAUGGAUCUCAGAUAAAAAUUGAUCUUCUACAAAUAUUUUAUGUAAAAAAAAAACUCGAGAAAGUAUAAAUAGCAUCUCAGAAAGAUGAAGGUGAUUAUAAGAUCCAACACACACCAAUUGAUCCACAUUAGGAGCUUUUUUUACAUCUUUAUAAUCGGAUAUAAUGCAAUGUUUGCUAGUGUUAGCAAUCUCUUACAUUACGCAGCCAUAACUAUGAUGUUUCAGUAUAACUGUUUAUAUUGAACUGUGUUUUUUUUAACUGUUUGCAAAAUCAUCAUACGUCAAAACAUGUUGCCAAUAAAAUUCUUUCUAAACCUUG
Molecule: messenger RNA, 3270 nt
Organism: Callorhinchus milii (elephant shark)
Lineage: Eukaryota; Metazoa; Chordata; Chondrichthyes; Chimaeriformes; Callorhinchidae
Product: F-box only protein 40
Exons: 5
Coding region: 142-2250 (702 amino acids)
Cellular component (GO): cytoplasm
Molecular function (GO): protein binding; ubiquitin protein ligase activity; zinc ion binding
Source: RefSeq, a predicted model, not a curated record